This is a messenger RNA of Dioszegia hungarica, 978 nucleotides long. RefSeq lists its product as uncharacterized. Bases 1 to 978 code for a protein of 325 amino acids. Lineage: Eukaryota; Fungi; Basidiomycota; Tremellomycetes; Tremellales; Bulleribasidiaceae. The record is from RefSeq and is a predicted model, not a curated record. The transcript is spliced from 5 exons.
AUGCCCAUACCCGUCGUCGACGGCCCGUACGGCGGCGUCCUUCUCGCCUUGACAUCAUCCAUUUUUAUCGUCGGUAUGGAUGCGAGUGUCCAAGACCUGAUUCUACAUGAAGGAGUCACCCCGGCCCAAGCUUUAAUGAUGCGUAUGAUUAUGACGGUACCGCCGGUGACGAUAUUUGCGUGGCUAUAUCAGCCUGAAGUAUUCCAGCAGCUCAACAUACUAUCCAUGAGGAUCCCAGACAUUGUCCUGCCCCAGCAUGUCGUCGGAAGCGAGUCAGCUGAAAACGAACACCUCUUGCCAGAUCCACUGACGAGUACUGGUGAGGUCCAUCGCGAUCCUCACCGCGCUAGACUGCUCUGGCUCCGGUCUGUCAUCUGCUCAACGGGGAUACUAUGCGCGUACUCUGCGUUCGGCUACGCCGACUUGUCGGACGUUGUAGCCAUCGUCAACACUCGCUUCUUCCCUGCCGCGGCGCUGUGCUGGCUGAUCCUGGGCGAGAAGUUCGGGUGGCGAAUGGGCAUAUCAGCCAGUAGGUGUCUUCCAUCGGUCGUUUCGACAAUAGCAGUGAUGGCCAUUGCUCAGCCGGCGUUUCUCUUUGCGCCAUCAACUUCUAUACCGGGCGCCUCGGCCAAGCCUGAUCAGCGAUAUCUCGGCUAUAUACUUGCUGUUGGGAACACCCUCGCGCAAGGUGUAGAUAUACUGAUCAUGCGCAAGGCAGGAAAGGCCGUGAAGGUGGUCAGCUUGCUGUUAGCCUACGCCGCCAUCGCAGUCGUGAUGAGCUCCUUUGUCCGCCUUGACCCAGCUUUCACGUUGAGCUCAUCCUUCACAGAUCGUAUCGUUCGCGUCCCAGGCCUGUUUCAUUAUGGCUGUUCAGCGAGACACAGCGGCCCGUGUCUCGAUACUUGCCUAUUUGCAGGUGAGCUGGAUCUCCCUUUCACCCACAUGCCUCUUGGCGUGUCGCCAAGAUCGCGGUGCUGA